UUGUCUCUUUUGCCUCGCACCUCACUUUCUGGCCAUUGAAGGAGGGUUCUUCCUCUUCCUUGUCCCAGCCCCACAAAUCCUGGUAGAAAGUGUUGAACGGCGGGAACCGGAAGUGUGCGCAGCAGUGGCGGGUUCCCAGCGAACCGACACCGGAAGUAGCAACUGCUAGAAGAUUCCUCCGACUUUGUUAUGGCGGCGAUUCCCCCAGACUCCUGGCAGCCUCCCAACGUUUACUUGGAGACCAGCAUGGGGCUCAUUGUGCUGGAGCUGUACUGGAAGCAUGCACCAAAGACCUGCAAGAAUUUUGCUGAAUUGGCUCGGCGAGGCUACUACAACGGCACCAAGUUCCACAGAAUCAUCAAAGACUUCAUGAUCCAGGGAGGUGACCCAACAGGGACAGGUCGAGGUGGUGCAUCUAUCUAUGGCAAGCAGUUUGAAGACGAACUUCAUCCAGACCUGAAGUUCACCGGGGCUGGAAUUCUCGCCAUGGCCAAUGCAGGCCCAGACACCAACGGCAGCCAGUUCUUCAUGACCCUUGCCCCCACCCAGUGGCUUGACGGCAAGCACACCAUUUUUGGCCGAGUGUGCCAGGGUAUAGGGAUGGUGAAUCGAGUGGGCAUGGUGGAGACAAACUCCCAGGACCGCCCUGUGGAUGAUGUGAAGAUCAUCAAGGCCUACCCCUCUGGGUAACCUUGCCGCCCUCUUGGGCAUACCAGGUCCACCAUGGUGGUCCCAGCCUGCCAGCUUCCAGGUGGCCUAGAGUGACUUGUAACUCUAAACUGCAUUUUGGCCUUGCAUAUCCUGGAACUAAGGAAACCUGGGGUCUCUGGUGAGUUAGAGACGGAGUGUCUUUUAAUAGGAUGCUUCUUUUCUCUCUCCCUGGGGCCUAGGUUGUCAGGGCAUUUGCAGAAAUGCCCACAUGUUCACUUCCUCACAGGCUCCUGUGCCCUGUGAAGGCCCCCCACGUUUCCUUCGUCUCCUUCCUGUGCAUGUGUGCUCUGACACACUUGGAACAAAAUGGAGCUGACUCGGUCGUAUUACAGCUUCUCAGCAAACUUGUUCCUGGGGAGAUUCAUAUUCUGGCCCACACUGCACACUCUGGUGGCUGACAGCCACAGAAUUCAGAACCAAGUAGUGUCUAUCAGGCUUGUUAACUCUGUGCACAACCCCCUGCAGUCUCCUGCAUUUGUUCUUCCAGGAAAUAUGUGCAUCUCAUGUUUUCCUCCCCAAGCCAGAACAUCAACACUGCUGUUCGGACACUCAAACAUCCCACACAAAGCCACACUGAAUUUUUGCCAGAAGAAAAUGCAUCCAACAAUCAGGUUUCUAGGAAGGUGUCAAGUGGGGAAUGCUAAUGUGUAAUAAUUGAGAAAUGAAUUUACUAAAAGGAAGCAGAAGCAUUGACCAUUUUUUCCUUAGGAAGGAGUAGAAGUCUACCAAGCACAAGGACAGACAGACAGUGUUCUCUUAAGGACAAGCAGCACUGAGGGAUUUUUAACCUAAGACAUUAGAGAUUUUGUACAUUACGCUUAGAAAAGAUCUUUAUGUAAUACAUAGAAACCUCCAAAGUAAAUGUCACUGAUGGUUGAAGUCACUGCUGUGGUCUAAGUGUUUCUAAUAUCAUUUUCCGCUUGGCCACGGUUAAGUAGUAUUUCAGAGUUCAGGUGAGAUGUCACAUCAUUUUACCUGGACCUCCAUCAGCCCUCCCUGGUCAAGAGCAGCACUGACUUUAAAAGAUAGAAGCAGGGCUGGCAGUGUGGCUCAAGCGCCUGCCUAGCAAGCUUGAGGCCCUGAGUUCAAACUCCGUACCACUGAAAAUAAACAAAAAAAGGCAGAAGCAAAGAAAGAAGUAAUGCAGUACCCGUUAGCAUUUCUGAGGGAAGGGGAUAAACUGUAGGUGACCCAGGUAGCUGAAUCAUCCUUUGAAAUUGUAGGCGAUCCAUCUGUGUGUUUCAGUGGGGCAGAGGUAAAUGUGUUGUGGCCUUUGCUUCCUUAAGCUGGUAAACUCCUUAAAGUAGGAAUUACGUCAGUGUUUCUCAUCACUAUAAAUUUUGGAAUGGUUCUGUUCAACAAGCCUUCCCCAUCUUUCUAUCUUUUCUUUCAACAAUGAAGAAAACCCACCAACAAACUAUGUAAAUGACUUUGUAACUUCCCAGA
Castor canadensis (American beaver) is the source of this 2157-nucleotide messenger RNA. It is a transcript of the gene Ppil1, whose product is annotated as peptidylprolyl isomerase like 1. Gene Ontology annotation, cellular component: catalytic step 2 spliceosome. NCBI's taxonomy places the organism in Eukaryota, Metazoa, Chordata, Mammalia, Rodentia, Castoridae. Gene Ontology annotation, biological process: protein peptidyl-prolyl isomerization; protein folding. The record is from RefSeq and is a predicted model, not a curated record. Gene Ontology annotation, molecular function: peptidyl-prolyl cis-trans isomerase activity.